CCCCGCCGCGGAGCCUCCGCGGGCAGCGGGAGCCGCAGCCGCAGCCUGGCCGGGCCCCGCGCAUGGGGGGCCGCUCCGGACAUGCCCUUCUCCGCGCCGGCGGCGCCGCUCGGCUUCGCGCUGCUGCUGCUGGCGGCCGCGGGAGGGUCCCUCCCGGCCGGGCGGAGUUCAGAUGGUUCCCUCUCUGGGGUUAUGCAGAAGUGGAAGGAGUAUCAGCUCCAAUGCCUGCAAUACUUGUAUGAGGCACCCCCCAUUGUGACAGAAGGCAAGUUCUGCAACAGAACAUUUGACGAUUACGCCUGCUGGCCAGACGGGCUGCCUGGUACCUAUGUGAAUGUCAGCUGCCCCUGGUAUCUCCCCUGGGCUGACACAGUGCUGCAUGGGCAAGUGUACCGGUUUUGCACCCUGGAGGGCACAUGGCUGCUGAAGGAGAAUUCGACCCUGCCCUGGAGGAACCUGUCUGAAUGUGAGGCCUCGGACCAGGAUGCACCAGAAGAACAGCUCCUGCAUUCGUCCAUCAUAUACACCAUUGGAUAUGCUCUUUCCUUCUCUGCCCUUGUAAUAGCAACUGCCAUUCUGCUUGGAUUCAGACAUCUGCAUUGCACGAGGAAUUAUAUUCACUUGAACCUCUUCACCUCUUUUAUCCUCCGGGCUAUAUCUGUCUUCAUUAAAGACUCAGUGGUGAAGUGGAUGUACAGCACAGCCACACAAGAGCACCAGUGGGAAGGACUUAUCUCCUUCCAGGAAUCGCUCAGCUGCCGCUUGGUCUUUGUGAUGAUGCAGUAUUGUGUGGCUGCAAACUACUACUGGUUACUGGUGGAAGGCAUGUACCUGUACACGCUGCUGGUACUUUCAGUCUUUUCUGAGCAGAGGAUUUUUCGGCUGUAUCUCUGCAUUGGCUGGGGUGUGCCAAUGCUGUUUGUUAUCCUCUGGGGAAUUGUCAAGUACCUUUAUGAAGAUGAGGGCUGCUGGACCAGAAACUAUAACAUGAAUUACUGGUUGAUCAUCAGGCUGCCCAUUCUCAUUGCCAUUGGGGUAAAUUUCCUGAUCUUUAUCAGAGUUAUAUGCAUCAUCAUCUCCAAACUACAGGCUAAUUUGAUGUGCAAAACUGACAUAAAAUGCAGGCUGGCCAAGUCUACGUUGACUCUGAUCCCGCUGCUGGGGACCCAUGAGGUCAUCUUUGCCUUUAUUACUGAUGAGCAUGCCAGAGGGAUGCUGCGCUUUGUGAAGCUUUUUACUGAACUCUCCUUUGCUUCUUUCCAGGGGCUGAUGGUUGCAAUUCUCUACUGUUUCAUCAAUAAUGAGGUUCAGAUGGAGUUUCGAAAAAGCUGGGAGCGCUGGAAAUUGGAACAUUUCUAUGUUCAGAGAGACAGCAGUAUGAAACCUCUGAAGUGUCCAGCCAACAGCAUCAGUAGUGGAGGCACAGUAGGCAGUAGUGUCUACGCUGCCACUUGUCAGGCCACAUUCAGCUAAGGUUUCUGCAGGUGAAUCAGACUGAGAGCAAUGAACUGUAUAAUAUACCUGGAAACCCUCAAAUACCCAAGCAAGUGGCUUAAGUAUGCCAUCUCCAGCAAGAAACUUAAGCAUAUGCUGCUCAUUGCCUGCAGGCUGUUGGACAAAGGUUUCUAGGGAAAGCAAUUUGCUAAUGUAAUCAACACAUCAGAGGAAAAAUUGAUCAUGUCUAAAGUAAGUUAAAAGAGUUUCUUCCUAUUUGCACACAAGGCCUCCAGGUAUCCAAAACCUAAGCAUAGCAUUGAUCCGGUCUGAAACCACAGGGUCAAUGGCUUAUUAUUGUUGAGUGGGUGAGCUGACUGAUCGACCGAUUGAAUUACAAGGAUACAGAAUAUCAUUAUUGCCAAAAAGUAGACUUAGACCUUUAUGGAGACAGGGUGAGGUAAAACCAGUUUUAGAAAAAAAACACUUAGUGAGGCACAACUUGCAUUUUAGGGAAGAAUCAGUUUUGUAGUAGUAGUUUCCCAAAGCUAAAGUUGAAAAUAUGCUUACCUGUUUUCUGGGUAGGUGAAGAACAGCAUCCUGAAGGUCUAUCAAUACAGCAGGUAGGGUGGUGUACAUUUCAUGCUCUUAAGCUUCACUUGAAAGAACCAAAACCAGUAUAUGGUAGGGGCCUCUUCCGUUAUUAGUAAGUAUGCAUUAUAUCAACACGGAUGGAAAUAUCCCCUGAAGGCACAGCCCUUCCGUUUUUGUGGUACUCUGCCUCUCCAGCUGGAGCUGGCACACAGGUGAUAACAGGGACAGAACAACGACUUGUGCCUCAAGAGGACAUUUUCUUUCCAAGCUGUACUCUGCUGCUUGUGGGUGCAAACAUGCAGAAGUCAGCUUGCAGCCAUAGGUGGUCUUGGGCUUUCACCUGCUUGGAAAAGCUUGGGCAGGCGGCAGCGCGGGCUCGCUGCUGCUCCCGCUGCUGCUCCUGCCCUGCGCCGUCUCCCCGGGCGGCGGGCGCUGCGGUUCAGCACGCGGGACAGCUCCCGGACCCCGCCCGCCCCCCCAGCCUGCCGGCAGCGGGACCCCCAACAUCCCCCAAACCGCCCUGAGCUCAGCUGGCUUUGGUCUGUUUAAAAGUGCCAGGGCUCCUGCAGUGAAUGCAUCUGCGCUGCUAAUUGCGUUACCCUCCCUGAUGCUCACAAGAGUUGCUGAGGAAAAAAACCUUAAGUACCUUUACAAGCAGGACAUGAUCCACUGCAUCACUUAGUAACAAGCUUUACAUCUCUUUACUCAGCUUUUACUCAGCCUCCCUUUACAACAAAGAGGCAAGGUGCCAAAGGCUAGCUCUGAGAAUAGCCCUCUCCAUACAUUUCUUGUAAUAAGUAACUUCCAUGGCAUAGCAGUGAAGACUACUCAGCAGACAUUACCACCACCACCCCCGAUUUUCAAGUCUCUCUUUGCACUUAUAUCCACAGCCCCAUUGCCAAGAAAGUGGACUGGAUAUUCUGUCAUUCAACAUCUUCCCUGCCUGAAGCUAGAUUGCUUUGCAUGGGAUUAUUUAAUCAUUGUAUUAGAAUCCAAAUUGCCAACAGGCUGGAUUAGUUUUGCAAUCAUCAGGUUAGAAUUGAAUCAAGAGAGGAUGUGUUACCUUCUUCUGCUAUAAUGCUUGUAAUUGAGCUCCAGGGGGAGGUGGGAAAGUCAGAUGUGUUUUAGAAAUCCACCACAGUUCUCAGGCUGGCUUACGUACGUUUAGCAUGCUGGCUUCUGUGCAGGCCGUUUCCAGGCUUUUACUUCUAACAGCUGCAGAGCUGACCUUGGAAUAAAGCACCUCAGGUUCUUCUGUAAAUUUAACAACUAGCUUCUAUGUUGUGUGACCAUGAAUACACCACCCGACUACUACACCCAUAUGUUAACUGCUGUCCUAUAAUUUAAUUAAUUAGCUUCCUGUAUGUAGAGUAUGCUUGAUGUUUCUAUUUAACAUCUACCCUUAAGUGCUCUGAAUAGGAAAAGACUGAUGAAGUUAGUCACUGGUAGGUGAAAGGGCAGCAUGAUGACAGAUGAAAUUUAUAGCCGUAUGAUAAUGCACACUGGAGGGAAUAAUUUAACUUAUGAAUAUUCAAGAGCGGGUGCUAGUUUCCAGGGCUCUACUUAGUUGUGUGCAAACCUGGAAAAAAAAAAGUUUCUGCUACUUGCACAGCUGUCAGCAAGCUGAGUUUUGCUAUGACAAUAAGAAGUUACAGAACUGUUUUAAAUCACUAUUAUGCUGGAAAAAGUAUAUGUAACAAAUGAAAGAGGACCGACGCAGGAAUAGAAGGUAUUUACACACAUAUAACAAACCUGUAUUUAGUUGCUGUCACAAGAUUCUUUCAACAGUUUGACACGCUUUUGAGUUACUAGGCUCUUGUCCCUCCUAAGAACUGAGGGCUCUUGGUGCACAAGAAUAGCUCUAACACCAGGUGUCAAACUUACCUUGGUAACUUCUGCCUUGUUAGAAUACAAGAGAAAAAUAAGAUGACAAAGUGAGAUCUUAGCCAAGCAGAGGGUUGUGGUGGAACUUUUUUCUCUCUCUCUCUGAUUAAGCUCUCACUUCUUCAAACCUUGUUAAAUCCCCUCUAAGUACUGAGGGAAAAUCUCAGUGAAAGCAAGUGCCACCAAAGCAGAAUUACAGUAAUUGUGUAUUGUGGGAAAUAGUUUUGGCAAGGCCUAAUCACCAAUUUCCCCAUCGCACUUCAUCUCCUUCAGUAAAACCUUUUACAAGCCUUUAUUAUUCAUGCCAGCUCUACUUCAGAAUUUAUGAUGUGCAUUUAUUUGAGUAGCAUGAAAUAAGCAAACCAACACAAAGCCCUGGAACAUACAAACCGCGUGAUUUUUUUUCCUGUGCCUUUCAGCUUCAUGCUCACUUACUGUGGUAACUUGUUUCAUGAAGCAUUAAAUAGAAAAUAGAAGCCUAUAAAUUCACCUGGACAUAAUGUAACUAGAGUUUAUAGCAAAUGAAAACUUCCAGCACUGCUGCUAUAAAGUUUUAUAAUUUCAUGGAUGUCACCUGAUAUUUAAUAUUUAUUUGCAUGUACUUCCUUGUUUUAAAACCCACAGAAUCAAACUGAGAUGUCAGAUUAUCAACUCCCCAUAAACACCAUGCUGAUGUUUAUUUUUAUCCUUGUGAAUAAAGUUUCAACUCUCAAAAUCCUAUCACUUACUGGUGUAUUUACUUUAAGUAUCACCUGACUACUUCUUACUCUGUAAUUAGAAUACUUUUUAAAAACGGAAAGACUCACAGUUCAUGGUUCUUCCAAGGUAACAAAGCAUUUUAUUUACAACUCAUGUCCACUACAAAGAGGCCUUUGAACCUGCAGAGGCUAUGUUAAUCAAAACCAAAAUGCAGCACGUUAUUUGUCUAAAGUCAGAAGGACUCAGUAAGAAUAAUGCAAACUCUGAAGGCUUUUUACCAGAGGAUGGUGAAAUACCGGAAAAUCCCAAAAUCCUGUCCUCGCCUUUAAAUAGCAGCAUUUGGAAUUUAUACAGCAGACCAAUACAGAAGCCAAGAGAGUGCUGCGGAGAGCUACUGAAAGACGCUUAGUAGUGUUAAACAUAUUACUUGUGCUUCAAUCUAUGAUUCUCUUACCACAGCAAUUAAAUUC
Falco peregrinus (peregrine falcon) is the source of this 5081-nucleotide messenger RNA. RefSeq names its product glucagon like peptide 1 receptor (gene GLP1R). The record is from RefSeq and is a predicted model, not a curated record. NCBI's taxonomy places the organism in Eukaryota, Metazoa, Chordata, Aves, Falconiformes, Falconidae. Gene Ontology annotation, biological process: cell surface receptor signaling pathway; adenylate cyclase-activating G protein-coupled receptor signaling pathway. Gene Ontology annotation, cellular component: plasma membrane. Bases 82 to 1473 code for a protein of 463 amino acids. Gene Ontology annotation, molecular function: glucagon receptor activity; peptide hormone binding. The transcript is spliced from 13 exons.